Messenger RNA from Lithohypha guttulata, 1290 nucleotides. RefSeq lists its product as uncharacterized. The record is from RefSeq and is a predicted model, not a curated record. Lineage: Eukaryota; Fungi; Ascomycota; Eurotiomycetes; Chaetothyriales; Trichomeriaceae. The transcript has 2 exons. The coding region runs from base 1 to 1290 and encodes 429 amino acids.
AUGCAUGGAUUCUCAUUUGCUGUAAUUACGUUUAUCGUUGAGGUGGUCUCGAUUGCGGUCCAUAGCACACAGAGCCGCAAUAUUGCGGAAGCGAUAGGUGUUCGCUGUAAUAGCCUAUAUGGCCAUAACUCGAAUCAAUACAACUUCUUACUUCUUCGAAUCGAUGUUCUGUUCUUCAAACAGCUUCGGGUCACCUUGCCAUACAAAGGAGGAGUCUAUCGUCUCUCUGGCGGUCGUGAAUACACAACUUUUGAUGCCACGAUCGUUCGUAUAACUACUCAAAAUGGAUUGGAAGGCUGGGGAGAAAGCACUCCGUUUGGUUCGACAUAUGUGGCGUCUCACGCUCUUGGUGUUCGUGCAGGUAUUGCUGAAAUCGCACCGAAGCUGAUAGGAUUAGACCCUCGAAGAGUUGAUCGCAUCAACGAUGCUAUGGACGCCGCGCUGAUCGGUCAUGAACAUGCUAAGACAGCACUGGAUGUUGCUUGCUGGGACAUUUUCGGCAAAUCCGCAGACAUGCCAGUAUGCGAGCUUCUUGGUGGUCGUACCAAUCUCAGAAUGCCGGUAAUUUCCUCGAUUUAUGUGGGAGAGCCAGAAGACAUGCGUAGGCGUGUCGCGGAGCACCGAAGCCGUGGAUAUUUAGGACAUUCUGUUAAGAUCGAGGGAGAGCCUGUAAGAGACGCGCUUCGCAUCGCCGCAAGCCUUGCUGAUCAGCGACCCGAAGAGUUCUUCAUUGUCGAUGCUAAUGGCGGCCUUACCGUUGAGACCGCAUUACGCAUGUUGAGGUUGCUGCCUAAAGGGUUAGAUUUCGUUUUGGAAGCACCUUGUCCAACAUGGCGGGAGUGCAUCUCCCUACGACGCAGAACAGACGUGCCCAUUAUCUUCGAUGAACUUGCAAUAAGCGACGCAUCCAUAUUGCAGCUUAUUGCUGAUGACGCUGCAGAUGGAAUAGGCUUCAAGAUCUCGAAGAAUGGUGGCUUGACCAAGGGUCGUCGCCAGCGGGACAUCUGUGUGGCCGCAGGUUACACUUUCAGUGUCCAGGACACCACCGGCUCAGACAUCGCUUUUGCAGCUAUUGUGCACCUUGCUCAGACCGUUCCGGAGCGCUACCUACGCUGUGUUCUCGAAAGUCGUGACAUGGUCAGCUACAAGACAGCUGAUGGAGCGUUUAACGUUCAUGAAGGUCGAAUCACAGCCCCAACUACAGCGGGUCUGGGAAUUGAGCCGCGCAUGGACGUAUUAGGCCAGCCUGUCGCGACUUACCUCGGGCUUGAGAGUGCUGAACAAAAAUAG